GCUGCUAUAGCUGGAGGAACGGAUUGGUGUUUUGGAAUAGCAGCUCCAUGUGGAAAGGGUGUGAUGUUGUUGCAAUAAGUAUUAAAAGAAAACUUUAUCUAAUGUUAAUUGUAGUUGGAGGAAGAGGGAUCUGUGCAAAGAAAGUAUGAUUUCAGAGUAAAACGGUUUAUUUAAUAUACGGUUUUAAGAGGAGAGACCCCUUUGAGGUGAGAGGCUGUAUGAACAUACUGUGCCUGUUAUUCCUCUUUGCUUUCGGAGUCUGGAUGCAAUAAGAGUGACUCGUUUUGGAGUUGUAGACCUUGCUAGUCCUACCUGGAUGAUGGUGUGCAAGACGAUGCACUUUUCAGAGUCUCCUCCUGCUGCCCCAGCACCUCUCCGGCCGCCUGUGUUGAACUUGUUCCUCUUUGCUCUUGCUUUACUGGGUCGUGCUGCUGCAGAUGACUCAGACCUAGCCGAUUUCAGUGAUCCUCCUUCACAGGUUGGAAGUCCUGAUCAGUCUGUUCCCACAACCAAAGGAUACUUUUUGAUCUUGGAGGAGCCUGUCAACAAUAUCACCAUAGUGCAGGGACAGACGGCCACGUUGCAUUGCAAGGUAUCUGGAUAUCCCUCUCUUAACAUCAGGUGGCUGAAAAAUGAUGCACCAGUGGUUCAGGAGCCACGAAGAAUUACAAUAAGGAAAAUGGAUUAUGGCUCUCGACUACGGAUUCAGGACCUGGAUACAACAGACACUGGCUAUUAUCAGUGUGUGGCCACGAAUGGGAUUAAGACGAUCACUGCUACUGGCGUUCUCUUUGUAAAACUUGGCCAUUCUCCAACACUCAGUCCAAGUCAUAGUGACCAGGAUGAGUUCCAUGAAGACGGUUUCUGUCAACCAUACCGAGGCAUUGCAUGUGCAAGAUUUAUCGGAAACAGGACUAUCUACGUGGACUCCCUCCAGAUGCAAGGAGAAAGUGAAAAUCGAAUCACUGCUGCUUUUACUAUGAUUGGUACAUCCACCUACCUUUCUGAUCAGUGCUCCCAAUUUGCAAUUCCGUCUUUCUGCUAUUAUGUGUUUCCUCUCUGUGCCGAAAAUCAGCCCACCCCUCGGCCGCGGGAGCUGUGUCGGGAUGAAUGUGAAGCCUUGGAGAAGGACCUCUGCAAGAAUGAGUACAUCAUUGCAAGGUCUAAUCCAGCCAUUCUACUGCAGUUGGGACCACCAAAGUGUGAAGACCUGCCACUCCCUGGCACCCCUGAGGCUGCGAAUUGCAUGAGAAUUGGCGUGCCGCUGGAAAAACUAAAUCCGAAUCACCAGUGCUACAAUGACAGUGGUACUGAUUACAGAGGAACUGUCAGUGUCACAAAAUCUGGAUAUAGCUGCCAACCUUGGAAUUAUCAGCAACCCCAUAAUCACCACUACAACAGCCGUGACUAUCCAGAGUUGGGCGGUGGACAUAAUCACUGUCGAAAUCCGGGAGGACACAUGGAGAGCCCUUGGUGUUUCACUGUGAAUGAAAAUGUUCGUCUGGAGCUCUGUGACAUUCCUGCUUGCAGUCGGAACGAACAUGGCAAAAUGGAAAUCCUGUAUAUUUUGGUCCCUAGCAUAGCGAUUCCUUUGGUUAUUGCCUGCCUCUUCUUCCUGAUAUGUAUGUGCAGAAACAAACACCGUGCAGCUACAAGCACACCUCAGCGUCGCCAACUCAUGACUUCUCCUAGCCAGGAAACAGAAAUGCCUCUUAUUAACCAGCACAAACAGGGCAAGGUAAAGGAAGUCAACCUGUCUACUGUGCGUUUUAUGGAAGAGCUUGGUGAAGAUCGGUUUGGCAAGGUGUACAAGGGACAUUUAUACGGCACAUCUCCAGGGGAACAGACACAAGUGAUUGCCAUCAAAGCACUUAAAGACAAAGCAGAGACAUCCCUUAGGGAAGAGUUUAAGCAUGAAGCUUUGAUGAGAGCACGUUUGCAGCAUGCAAAUGUAGUUGGAAUGCUGGGUGUAAUUACAAAGGAACAACCCAUGUGCAUGAUCUUCAGCUAUUCUUCCCACAGUGAUCUUCAUGAAUUCCUUGUGAUGAGGUCACCACACUCCGAUGUUGGUAGCUCUGAUGAUGACAAAACUGUAAAGUCAAAUUUAGAACCUGCUGAUUUCCUGCAUAUUGUGACACAGAUAGCAUCAGGAAUGGAAUAUCUUUCUGGUCACCAUAUUGUGCACAAAGAUCUUGCCACACGGAAUGUGUUGGUGUAUGAUAAGCUCAACGUAAAAAUAUCAGACCUUGGACUUUUUAGGGAAGUGUACUCUGCUGAUUAUUACAAAUUUAUGGGCAACUCUCUACUUCCAAUCCGAUGGAUGUCCCCAGAGGCCAUCGUGUAUGGUAAAUAUACAGCCGACUCUGAUAUCUGGUCCUACGGAGUGGUACUUUGGGAAGUCUACAGCUAUGGUCUGCAGCCAUAUUGUGGAUAUUCCAACCAAGAUGUUAUUGAAAUGAUCAGAAAUCGUCAAGUGUUGCCAUGUCCCGAUGAUUGUCCAGCAUGGGUAUAUACUCUUAUGCUGGAAUGCUGGAAUGAAUUCCCUGCUAGAAGGCCACGAUUCAAAGAUAUUCACACCAGAUUAAGAACAUGGGAGAGCCUUUCCAAUUACAACAGUUCUGCUCCAACCUCUGGAGCCAGCAACACAACACAAACUAGUUCCCUGAGUACAAGUCCUAUUAGUAAUGUAAGUAAUGCUAGGUAUGUUGGACCCAAGCAGAAAGCCCAGCCUUUUCCUCAACCUCAGUUUCUACCCAUGAAAGGACAAAUUAGACCUAUGGUCCCACAGCCCCAGAUAUACAUACCUGUUAAUGGUUAUCAACCAAUGCAACCGAUGACCUAUGGGGCUUACCUGCCCAAUUUUUACCCAAUGCAAAUCCCUGUACAGAUGCCUCCACAGCAGAUGCCUCAGCAGAUCGUCCAGAAAGCUGGGUCACAUCAUAGCGGCAGUGGUUCGACCAGUACAGGUUAUGUGACAACAGCACCAUCUAAUGCUUCGAUGACAGACAGGGCUGCUUUACUGGUAGAGGGUACAGAUGAAGUGCAGGCUGUAGCGGAAAAAGGAUCACAUAGUGCUAGGCAGGAAGAAGAAGAAGUGUCUGUACCAGAAACUGAGCUGCUGGGAGAUGUUGAUUUGCUUCAUACUGAUGAAGCUGACAUAGAGUCAGAGGCAUAAUCACAACUAUUAAGAAAUUGAACUAGAGCUGUGUUCUUAAAGGCUACAUCAUGUGACAUUAAGCUGACAGCAUUCUCUGCAGACUAAUAGUGAAGUCUUUGGAAGGCAUUCUUGGUCUCUUUCUGAAUUCAUGGCUGCAGUAGAAAGUUCCAAGAUGUAACAGAGCCUCAAGUGCAAGGCAGAGAUGUAGCAUCCAUAUUUGACUGAUCUUUUAUAUGCAGAUGGCGUCAUGGGGAGGUGCAUCAGCACAAAUGGAAAUUUCUGCAGGGGUGUGUGUGCUUCAGUGAUGCUCUGUGGUCAAGACUGCCUUAAAUUAAUUGUACUGUUGCUGUGCAACAUUGCCUUGUUAAUGCUGCAUGUUAGGUAUAUUGUAACCUACUGUAUAAGAAUCCGCAGAUACCAAAUGUGACUCACAGGACCCUUCGACAUGAGACAGAAAGUGAGUAAUGACAUUACUAUGGUACAUAGAAAUCCAAAUGCACUGUGAAAUUAAGAAGCUUUGAGUUAUGUGCUGGGGAGGCCUGAAUAUGUCCAUCCUGAUGACCUUAACUGCUUCUUGAUGAUCUCUUAGAAGUAAACAUUUAAUGUAGCAAAAUGUCCAAAAAGAUGUGGACUGUGCUUUAAAUUUAAUAUAAUGUAAAAUAUAGAGAGCUUGAAUGCAAAACUAAAUGUGAAUCCAAGGAUUAAAUGAUGUUGAAUUCUCUCUAAAAAUGCAGUAAAUUGUAUAGGUAAUCUGGAAGUACAAGAGGCAUUACUUUUAUUGAGAGGAAGGCAGACUGCCGUAGCGAAAUACUAUCUGGCAUAAAGUGACACAAGGACAUUUUGGUAAUAAGAUGCUUAAUAAAUAAAUUGACAGUUGUAUCAUGUUAUGCACUAAAACAGGAAUCUAAGCCCUCAAAUAUAACCAAAUGUUGGAUAUACAGUUUGUGAAAUGUGGAAAGCUGCUUUGCAAACUAAGUAAAAAGAGUUGAAAGAACCUGAAUGUUCACAAAAGUGACUGCAUUUGUAGUUAAUACUGUUAAUAUCCUGUCAUUUGAGAAGAAAUGGAUUCUUUAUAGCCUUUUUAUAGUUUUUAGUAGCUGAAAGAAAGCAAGAAACACAUUUUGCUUUUUCUUCCACUUUCAGACAUGUACAGAUCUUUAUAGCAUAAUUUAUAUGUCUUACAGACCCUUUUAUCUUUGAAGUAUGUAAUAUUGAAACAGGUUCUGCUUUUUAUUUAUCUGUUUAUGCGUUCAAUUUUUUUCCUCUUAUUGAAUGAUUUUACAUUCCCUUAUUAAAUGAUUUUGUAUUUUUUGUAAAAGAAAUGCAGCAUACACAUGGUCCAUACAUUUCGAAAUAUGUAUUUUGUUUUGUAAAGCACACAAUCUGUUUAUAUCAUUGUAAUCAGCUCACAGUAUAGCCAUAUAUUUUGUAAGUCCAACCUUGUGGAUUAUGUAUCCAAUAAAGUGAUACAGUUAAAAUGCAAA
Molecule: messenger RNA, 4641 nt
Organism: Protopterus annectens (West African lungfish)
Lineage: Eukaryota; Metazoa; Chordata; Ceratodontiformes; Protopteridae
Gene: ROR2
Product: receptor tyrosine kinase like orphan receptor 2
Exons: 9
Coding region: 317-3175 (952 amino acids)
Biological process (GO): multicellular organism development; protein phosphorylation; positive regulation of kinase activity
Cellular component (GO): signaling receptor complex
Molecular function (GO): ATP binding; protein binding; transmembrane receptor protein tyrosine kinase activity
Source: RefSeq, a predicted model, not a curated record